Mytilus californianus (California mussel) is the source of this 3438-nucleotide messenger RNA. Its product is annotated as RING-type E3 ubiquitin-protein ligase PPIL2-like. Gene Ontology annotation, biological process: protein folding; protein polyubiquitination; protein peptidyl-prolyl isomerization. Gene Ontology annotation, cellular component: catalytic step 2 spliceosome. The transcript has a single exon. The coding region runs from base 17 to 1570 and encodes 517 amino acids. The record is from RefSeq and is a predicted model, not a curated record. Gene Ontology annotation, molecular function: ubiquitin-ubiquitin ligase activity; peptidyl-prolyl cis-trans isomerase activity. NCBI's taxonomy places the organism in Eukaryota, Metazoa, Mollusca, Bivalvia, Mytilida, Mytilidae.
CUUCCGAUCAAACAAAAUGGGCAAAAAACAACAUCAGAAAGAUAAGUUGUAUCUUACAUCUACUGAAUGGAGAACAGAAUUUGGAGGGUACAAAGGUCAGCUUCAGAAAUCUGCAGAAUUUAGACGUUUACCUUUUUACUGUUGUAGCUUAUCGUUCCAACCUUUUCAAGAUCCACUAUGCACCAAAGACGGCGUCAUUUUCGAUAUCAUGAACAUUGUUCCAUUUCUAAAAAAGUAUGGCGUGAAUCCUGUAAACGGAGAAAAGAUGACAGCUAAAGAUCUGAUUCACUUGAACUUUCAUAAAAACAAAGAUGAUAGAUUUCACUGUCCAGUUACGUUUCAAGUCUUUAAUCAAAACUCUAGCAUAGUGGCUAUUAAAACAACGGGGAACGUGUUUAGCAAAACCGCAGUGGCUAAACUAAAUCUCAAAACAGGUCACUUGAAAGACCUUUUAACUGAUCAGCCAUUUCAAAAGACUGACAUCAUUACCAUUCAGGACCCCACAGAUGUUGAAAAAUGCAAUUUUGCCAAUUUUUAUCAUUUUAAACAUAAUUUAAAGGUUACAAAUGAAGAUAAAUCUGAAUCAAAGUCAAAGAUCAGAUCUGCAAGCACUAUGACUCAAUCUGUCCUUGAUGAGCUUGAAAAAACUUACAAAGCUCCAGAAAAGGAGGAAGCAUCAAUGGCCAAAGCAGAUAAAUUUAAUGCAGCUCAUUAUUCUACUGGCCAAGUUGCAGCAUCAUUUACCUCAACAGCAAUAAAUCCUGUCACAGAACAUGAAACUGCGCUUAUUGAUGAAGACAUACUGCGUUAUGAAAGAGUGAAAAAGAAAGGAUACAUCAAACUUGACACUAAUUAUGGUCCACUGAACAUUGAACUUUAUUGUGAUAUGGUCCCAAAAACAUGCGAGAACUUUUUGAAACAUUGUAAAAAUGGUUACUACAAAGGUUCAAAAUUUCAUCGCUCAAUUAGAAAUUUUGUGCUGCAAGGAGGAGACCCUACUGGUACAGGCCUAGGAGGGGAAUCAAUAUGGGGUGGAACUUUCAAAGAUGAAUUUAAACCAAAUUUACAACACACCGGCCGAGGAGUUUUAAGUAUGGCAAACUCUGGACCAAACACAAACAAAUCUCAGUUCUUCAUCACAUUCAGGUCAGCUCAUCAUUUAGAUGGUAAACACUCAGUGUUUGGUAGAGUUGUUGGUGGAAUAGGAUCAUUAGAUGCAGUAGAACUCAUUGAGACUGACAAGAAAGAUAGACCAAAGGAAGACAUAAUCAUUGAAGAUUGUACAGUUUUUGUAGAUCCAUAUGAAGAAGCAGAUGAACAACUUCAAAAGGAAAGAGAAGAAGAUAUACAGAAGGCAAAAGAAGAAAAAGAAAAGCUAGAAAAAGAAAGAAAGAAGAAGGUUGCAGCUGAAGGUACUCCUACAGUUUACAAGUCAGGUGUUGGGAAGUACAUUAACUUGGCUGCAAGUGAUACUAGUUUAAAAAGACCAGGAGGCGAUGAGCCAUCAGAGACUGAAAAAAAGAAAGCUAAAUUUGUACCAGGAAAAUUAGGGGACUUUAGUAACUGGUGAAAAUAUAUAUUCAACCUAUACAUGUUAUAAUUGAUUAAUUUUAACCAUAUUCAUCUUGACAGUUGAUGAAAAUGACAUUACAAUGUAUGUACCAAAUUUCAAGAAAAUAUGAAAGUUAUUUGUCACAUAAAGAUAUUUUAUCAUUAUGUCAUUAAUACAUGUACAUGUAUAAUAGUUUAUUACAUACAUGACAUCUUGACUUUCCAAUUCUGCUUUCUCAGAUAUAAUUUUGUAAUUUUAAGUUUAUUUCUGAGGCAAGUAAUCCAAAAGUUAAAAAUGUGAUAAAAAAAAGUGUCCUUUUUGGCACCUUGAAUUAAGAAAUCAAUCUAUGAAAGGAAAAUCAUUUCUUCAGAAAUGUUCAGAUAUUCAGUAAAAUGUCCUUUGUGACUAUAAUAUUCAACGUUUUCCCCACAAAUUUCAUAUACGUGUAGCAUCCUGGUAACAUGUUAUUUUUAAAUACAUCAUGUUUAUCCAUGUUUAUAGAAAUUAUAGCAAUCAAAACAGAAUCUAUAAGUCCCUUCAGGUCACAUCACAUUAAGACAAUUUGAAACAAUACAUCAUCACAUUACCAUGAUGCUAACAGUACAGGCUUUUUGGAGAACACUGCUAUUAAAGGUCAUUUUACUCUAAACUAUCUGAAAAUUGUACUUUAAGGUAUAUUUCUAUAUCAAUACAUGACAUGAUGUACAAUCAUAUCAAAGCAAAAAAAAUUUAUUCUUCAAAAAGACCAAGCUAUAUUAGUUUUAUCAAUAAAAUUGACAUAAUAUUUUAAGGAUUGAAUAAUUUUGCUAUAUGUCAGUAUGUAUUGCAAUAUUAGUAGCCAAAUAAUGACUUUUGUCAUACAAUUUAUCUAAAUAUCCUCCUUAGUCAUAUUAUUAUUAGUAAGGUUUACAUUGAUCUCAAAUGGAUUUAUAAUAUCCUAUCCUUUAAAUUUUUCUCUAUUUCAUCAAUUUUUUACAUGUUGAAAUUCGAUAAAAACUUAAAUUUAAUUUAUAACAAUAAGUAACAUUUGUUUUACUGCAUUUUGUAUUUAAAUUAAAAAAAGUGAGGACUUUUAAAUACAAAAUGCAGUAAAAAAAAGUUCUUUUUUGACCAGGCCCUAUUAGGUGGUAUUACAUCGUACAAAGUCUGUCCAAAUUAUUUUUGCAAAGAAUUCCGCUCAAGCCGGUGCUAAGGGCCGUCUUAAACUUGCAGCGAGGUGAGAGUUAUUUUACUCCAUGUUGAAGGCCUCACUGUGACUUUGAGAUGAAGAACAGCAAUAAAAGCGCUGUUCCUUUGCUUUUUGUGUGUUUUUUUGUUGUGCAUGUACUGAUUCUGUGUCAUGGAUAGAUACCCCAUAUCCCUUGUUUUUCUGUUAAAGUCAAAUGUUAAUUAUUGUUAUAAAUUAGAUACAAGUUUUUAUGGCACAUACAUGUAGAUGUACACAGUUAUUGGAAUCUAUAUUUAAAAUUUCAUCAUGUUCAUGUUACAUGUAUUAUAAUGAUUUUUUUUUUAUAGAUCAUGUAGACAUGGUAGAUGACUGUAAUAAAUGCAUGAAUUAAAUAAAUUUAGAAAAUAUGCUAUUAAUUGUGAAGUGUACAGUCAGGGGUAUGACUUAAACAAGUGAUUUUCUUAUUAUUUGUUUUAGUGAUUUGUAAAUUUCAGUAAUCACCUUUUCAAGUGAUUUUAAUAUUUCCUUUGAUCUUCAAAUACAGAUUUGGUAAAUUUCCCGCUAAAUGACAAUUUUUUUUUGCAAUUUGCUUUUAUAAAUUAAUUAUCUCUUUUUAUUAUCAUGAUUAUAUUAAUUUCAACAGUGUGUCUUAGGAAUUUUCCUGAAUUCAAAUAUAUAUAUGUUAAGUACAAAAAUGUACUCUUAUCAUUGAAGCCAU